Molecule: messenger RNA, 992 nt
Organism: Tigriopus californicus
Lineage: Eukaryota; Metazoa; Arthropoda; Copepoda; Harpacticoida; Harpacticidae
Exons: 7
Coding region: 1-945 (314 amino acids)
Source: RefSeq, a predicted model, not a curated record
AUGGAUCCUAAUAUCUGCCAGCACCCCAAACCUAAAAGAACCACUCUUUCUCUCGAAUGUUUCAAAAUUGUCAACUUUUUUCAGUUUAGACUUGAUUUUGAACGAUUCGUUGUGGCAGGUCCUUCCACUUCCACUUCGCAAUCCCUGAGAAUACUGAAUGGAGCCGUGAGCAGCUCGUCUUUCGCUCCUUUUGCCAACACAGCUUCACAAUGCCUCACGGAUUCCUUUGCAGUUACCAACCCUGGCGGACCUUCGCCCCCUGUAUUAUGUGGAACCAACUCUGGCGAACACAUUUAUCUUGACGCCAGCCCGAGCUGCAACGAUUUGGUCUUUCAAUUUGGAGGUACUUCCAGUGGGGCAUCCUUUGCGAAUCGAGAUUGGUUUAUCAAGAUCAUCCAAAUCAGUUGUGACGAUCCUGAUUUGCCACCCCAAGGGUGCACCCAAUACUUCACAGGAUCCAGCGGAAUAGUUCGGACGCUCAAUUAUAACGAGGGUAAUGGGCAACAUCUAGCCAAUCAAAACCAAUUGAUUUGUGUUCGACGAGAAAGUGAAAACUGUCGGAUAUGUUGGUUCACUAACGAUUUUGAGAGGGAUUUUGCCGUCUCCGGGACCAAACGAGCCAAUGCUUUUGUGAAGACCAGUCAAGGGUGUUGUGGAUAUGGAGCCAAUGGCUUGGCCAUGAAUGGCUUUGAUUGCUUGGUGAUCCCAGGAGCUGUCAAAAGCGUUUCCAACGUGGGCGUAAGAAGCCAAAUUUGCGGCAGAAUGGGUUUGGCUACGCAAACGAAUGGACUUGCAAAGUCAAUUUGUUCUACUUUGGAGCCUUACAGCAUCCGUUUCCUCAGUGAUAAUUUCGAAUUUGCUGACGAUGCCAAUCCAAAUGUUGAGGCUAGUACAGUCGACAGAGGAUUUCAACUUCAGUUUGUCCAGGAUAACAAUAUUUGUUGAAUCAGUUUCAUAAGAAUUCCUUAUAUGCUGUAUGUUAAGCAAAAUAA